Molecule: messenger RNA, 891 nt
Organism: Magnusiomyces paraingens
Lineage: Eukaryota; Fungi; Ascomycota; Dipodascomycetes; Dipodascales; Dipodascaceae
Exons: 1
Coding region: 1-891 (296 amino acids)
Biological process (GO): maturation of LSU-rRNA; maturation of 5.8S rRNA
Cellular component (GO): nucleolus; preribosome, large subunit precursor
Molecular function (GO): rRNA primary transcript binding
Source: RefSeq, a predicted model, not a curated record
AUGGCACGAGGAACAGCAAACGGCAAAACUUUCAAGAUCAAAAAUAAAAUACGGCGCGAGGAGGUUGUUGGCAAGUACCGCGACAUGGUCAACAAGGAGCGCCACAAGAAGCGUGCUGCGCGGGCUCGCGAAGAGGCCCAAAACCCUGAACUCAAAAAGGAGCGCUUGGAGCAAAACGUCCCGUCAACAAUCGAGAACAUGCGCGAGUACGAUGAAAGUGUGGGAGCUGAGGUUGAGGGUGAAGACGAGUUUGCAGAGUACUUUGAUGAAGGUGUGAAACCUAAGGUUUUAAUUACUACAAAUGUGGGUGCACGCAAACAAGCAGACAAGUUUGCCGAAAUGCUACAAGAAAUUAUCCCAGACUCGACCUUUAUUGCACGCAAGCCGCAGUUUACAAUUAAGCACAUGGCAGAAUUUUCAACAAACAGAGAUUUUACAGAUCUCAUCAUUCUUAACGAGGACAAGAAGAAAAUCAACGGCAUCACCUUUAUCCAUCUCCCAGCAGGUCCCACGUUUUAUUUUAGUGUAUCAUCUGUUGUGUACCCAGAAAAAAUCCCUGGCCACGGCAAGCCCACUUCACACGUUCCAGAGCUUGUUCUCAACAACUUCACAACAAGACUCGGUAAGACUGUUGGUCGGUUAUUCCAAGCACUGUUCCCACAACAACCUGACUUUAGAGGUAGACAAGUCGUCACUUUGCAUAACCAGCGUGACUUUAUCUUUUUCCGAAGGCAUAGAUACAUUUUCAGAAACGAAGAAAAGGUUGGGCUUCAAGAAUUGGGUCCUCAAUUUACUCUCAGAUUAAAGCGAAUGCAAAGAGGUAUUCGUGAAGAAGUUGAAUGGGAGCACAGACCAGAGAUGGACAAGGAAAAGAAAAAGUUUUAUCUAUAG